This is a messenger RNA of Salvia hispanica, 657 nucleotides long. RefSeq names its product rapid alkalinization factor-like. The record is from RefSeq and is a predicted model, not a curated record. Gene Ontology annotation, cellular component: plasmodesma. NCBI's taxonomy places the organism in Eukaryota, Viridiplantae, Streptophyta, Magnoliopsida, Lamiales, Lamiaceae. Gene Ontology annotation, biological process: calcium-mediated signaling.
UAUUUAUCCCACUUUUCUUUUAAAAUUUAGCGAUCGCUCUCCCCCAUCUCCCAACAAGUUAGAGAGAGAAACCCUUUUGCUACACAACAAUUCCGCAAAAAUCAGUGCUCAGAAUCGACCGCUUUCAAUUCGAAAUGGCAGCCGCCUUCAAGUUGCUACUAGCACUCUGCUUAAUCGCAUCAAUUCUAAUCCCGCAAGCGUCGGCAGGUGGGGACCAAAACGGAUGGAUGAUGCCGGCGGUGAGAUCCGGGUGCAGGGGGACCAUCGCUGAGUGUCUGGCCGACGGAGACGACGAGUUCGAUCUCGAUUCGGAGUCCAACAGGCGCAUCCUAGCCACGAGGCGCUACAUCAGCUACGGUGCGCUACAGAGGAACAACGUCCCCUGCUCGCGGCGCGGCGCAUCGUACUACAAUUGCCGCCCCGGCGCACAGGCCAAUCCCUACCGUCGCGGCUGCAGCGCCAUCACUCGCUGCCGGAGCUGAAGACCACUUCUCCGGUGAUGCUAAUUAUCAAUUAUGUCAAAUUAUGUAUUUUUUAUAUAUAAAUUUACUACUUGUUUGAUUUUUGGAGAGGGAUUGAUGGUCUGUUUUAUGUAUAACUUUCACUUACUUUUUUUUUGUGAAUAAUAAUUCACAUAUACUCAUUUUGUGUGUUCAA